This is a messenger RNA of Penicillium chermesinum, 1095 nucleotides long. Its product is annotated as quinone oxidoreductase family protein. The record is from RefSeq and is a predicted model, not a curated record. Lineage: Eukaryota; Fungi; Ascomycota; Eurotiomycetes; Eurotiales; Aspergillaceae. Gene Ontology annotation, molecular function: zinc ion binding; quinone reductase (NADPH) activity. Bases 1 to 1095 code for a protein of 364 amino acids. Gene Ontology annotation, biological process: cellular response to oxidative stress. The transcript is spliced from 3 exons. Gene Ontology annotation, cellular component: cytoplasm.
AUGUCUUCCACCUCCCUUCGCAGGACAAGUCUUCGCCUUGCUGCAAUCCGCGGUCAGAUUCCAGUGAUCCCCCAAACUCGGCCCUUUAGCCCAAUCCGCAGGAUGUCCGUCCCCACUACCAUGAAGGCCGUCGUGCUCGAGACGACAGGCGGCCCGGAGGUCUUGCAAUUCAAGACCGACUAUCCCGUUCCCUCUCCUCAGGAAGGGGAAUUGCUCGUUCGCAACAAUAUCUCCGGGGUGAAUUUCAUUGACACAUACUUUCGAACUGGGCUCUACGCCUCACCAAAGCCCGAGGUACUAGGCCGAGAAGGCGCUGGGACUGUUGUUGCACUGGGACCCAACACUACUGGUUUCCAAACCGGAGACCGUGUGGUCUGGCUUGGAACUGGUGGAUAUGCUGAAUUUACCGCGGUCCCAGCCUCCAAGACUGUCAAGAUCCCCGAGGGUCUGACUGAUGAGGACGUGAUUGCUUCUUUCCUUAGUGGAUUGACUAUCCUAGCCUUUACAAAGGAAACUUACCCUGUCAAAAAGGGCGACUGGGUACUCCUGCAUGCAGCUGCAGGUGGUGCUGGUUACUUGAUGACCCAGGUCCUGAAAUCUAUUGGCGCCAAGGUUAUUGGUACUGCGGGUGGCCCCGAGAAAUGUGCCAUUGUGAAGAGCCUCGGCGCAGACGUGGUCAUUGACUAUCGUAGCGAAGAAGGUAAAGACUGGGUGAAGCUUGUUAAGGAAGCUACCGGUGGCCAAGGUGUCGAUGUCGUCUACGACUCCGUUGGCAAGGAUACCUGGGAAGGUAGCUUAGAGGCUGUGAAGCGCAAGGGUACCAUUAUCUGGUUUGGCAAUGCCAGCGGACCCAUUCCCCCUCUUCCCCUCGCAAAACUCUCACCCAAGGCUCUCAAGGUCGCUCGUCCGACUCUUUUCACGUACAUUGAAACUCGUGAGGAGUUCGAGUACUAUACCAAUGAGCUUUUCAGACUCCUCUUAUCUGGCGAAUUGAAAGUCAAGAUUCAUAAGGUCUAUCCCUUGGAGGAUGUUGUGCAGUGCCACAAGGACUUGGAGGGUCGAAAGACAACUGGAAAGCCUCUUCUCAAGGCUUAA